Messenger RNA from Gastrolobium bilobum, 5510 nucleotides. RefSeq lists its product as uncharacterized. The record is from RefSeq and is a predicted model, not a curated record. Lineage: Eukaryota; Viridiplantae; Streptophyta; Magnoliopsida; Fabales; Fabaceae. The coding region runs from base 915 to 5084 and encodes 1389 amino acids. The transcript is spliced from 3 exons.
UCUUCAUCGCCUUCUUUUUCUUCGCCAAGAUCUGAUUUUUUCUGAAAUUUUUAUUAGCGUGCUUGGCUUUUACGCAGCCUGCAAUUCUGGGUAUUUAUUUCGGUGAUGUCUUGCCCUACUACUUACUUUCCGCCUUUUAUUUUGCCCCUUUUGUUAAUAGGUGUAGAUCUGAUUCUUCCUGGGUGGUUUUUCUGGGUCUACGUUUUUUGAUUCUCAGACCCUUUCGUUCAUCUUAUUUGCCCUAGUGGACGGGUUUUCUAGGUUCGUGUUUUGUUGUUGUUGUUGGUUUUGCAGUAGAAAGAGGUUCUGUGUGGGGUUUCUGCUUGAUAUGAUGAAUAUCAACGAUACCAUGCAGCAGAUCGUUUUCCAACUUUUGAUUAACUUUGUUGGGUGAAUUCUGGCUUUGUUGAUCGUUUUUCGGUGGAUUUUUUUGUUGGUAAUAAGUUUAAUAUUUUGUUUGGAUUUGUGUUCUGGUUGUACUCUGCAUGUUUUGAGAUAAUUUCCAAGUAUUAUGAAGAAACGAUCUGGGAGUUUGUUGUGGUCAGUUAGUUUUCGAUCUAAUCUAAUUUUCAGAGGGAAAUUGGUAGAUUCACGGGGAUGCUUGUUUUGACUUCGAUUGUUCAACAAUCACCAGUUCAAGCGAGUUUGUGAUAUUUUAGCUUUAUGCUUUGUUUUGCAGGUUUUCGGCUACUUCAAUCCUGUCUUUAUCCUCGAAGUGAGACUAAGGCUAAAAUUGUCUUUACUUGGAUGGUCAAAGCUAUGUGGAAGAUAGAUAUGUCUACCAAUGCUUAAUUCAGUGCAGAGUUUUUUAGCCUUACUUCAAUAAUUUUAUUGAGGAUUUGCUAUUGAAUCAUAAUAACUGAAGUUUGAAAGAAGGAUUUUGACUCGUGAGAUUUUUAGCGAACUUUGGAAUCAUGCCUGUUUCAGGACAUGAAGAGACUGGGGUAAAACCGUUUGCUGGGCAGUUUAGUCGUUUAAUUGCAGGUGUGCCAAUCAAGAAAAGAAGGUUCCCUUUGAUUCUGCCUUCUUCACCUCCCUCUGAAGAACCAUGUUCACUCGCUGAAGAAACCGAGUUACAACGAAAAGAAAAUUCAAGCACUUCUCAAGGAUCAACCCUAUCGAAUACUAGUACUGCAGGUGCACCAAUCAAGAAAAGAAGGUUCCCCUUACUUCCAGCUUCUUCAUCUCCUUUGGAAGAGGCAUCACCUCUGGAAGAAAGUGAUGCCUUGGAAAAGGAACAUUCAAACACAUCACAGGGUUCAACUCUUUCCACCAGUUCUUCGGGCUUAUCUGAUACUAAUGGAAAUCCUGUAUUUGAAGAAAGGAAAGCAAGUUCUGAUGCUACGGAUGCUAACUUGGUGCAAGGCAACUCUUGCUUCCUUGUGCCCAAACUUGAGGAUCCAAGUCUGGGAACUCAAUCAUGUACUUUGGAUGUCAUGGAUAGCAAAGAGAAGGUGAUACUCAAUGAAGGUAACGAUAACAAAUUGGGAUCCCAAAUGAUUAAGGGGAAUCCUGAACUCUUGUUGGCUGCAAAGGAAGGUCUUGCACUUAGCAUUGGAGCAGAUGUGAGCAAACAAAGUGUCCAAGAUAUAAGAAAACAAGAGAGUCCUGUAGUUCCAGAAAGUGCUAGUUUAUUCUUAAGCUUAAAGGAGCCCUUGUUUGCAGCUGUUGCAAGUCCGGAAAUUGAUUUAAGUCACCCAAAAACAGAGAAAGUGGAACCUGUCUCAUUGGAAUUAUCUUUAAGCAAGGAAGAGUGUAACACUCACAGUUUAAAUACUGAUGCUAAAACUAGUAGCGUUACAACGCAUGUUCAUUCUAACAGGGCAAACUGGGAUCUGAAUACUACAAUGGAUGCAUGGGAAGAACCUGGGACUGCUGCUGGUUCAGUUAAAACUUCUAUUGCUGGGCCUAAAAUUACUAGUAAUUCACGUGAUGAAAAGCAGUUCAUGUGCUCAACUGGGAUGGCGCCAUCAACAGGUGUUGUGUCUAUAAAGCAAACAUGCGAAGAGAGUCAAAAGAAAGCUUUCACUGUUUCGUCUGGACUGUUUGGUCAGCAAUAUAGAAGUGUUGACCCACAGAAUCUCACUCUUGCAUCAUAUCUUCAGAAAUAUGUUGAGGAGCCUCCUAGAUUAUCUGAUAAGUUACAUUCCGGCAGUUCUAUUCCCACUACAAGCUUGUCAAGUAUAGUAGCUACUGCUGGUGAUGUGAACACUUCUAGUUUUAGGUUGGUAAAACCAGAACCAUUCGAUGAGAACUUGAAAAAGGAUUUGAAGAAAGCUAAUACCUGUCCUGUGGGUUCAGUAGAUAGUGUUGCUGUUAAACAAGAAUUGGUUCUGAAUUCGAAUGUCAACACUUCUAGGUCAUCAAAUGUUAGCAAUCUAAAAUUAGCUGAUCCUGCGUUCAUUAAAUCUGAACCAGGUCAUGAGGGUAACCAGGAAAGAUCCAAUACAGCAGAGAAUAAAACGGAUCAGUUGAUUAAAGAGUUGCCACGAGGGUCAGAUAAUUAUUCUUCUGCCACGGCAAUGCCGGUUACUUUGGCAACGCAAAUUUCUGCAGAGGCAGCUUGCCAUCCAGUGAAACCUAUGUGUACAGCAGAGUUAACUACCAGUGAAAAUAUAGUUGAAAAUUGUGCUCAUACAGAAGGAGUCAAUGCUGAGAAAGUAUGUCAUGAAGAUUGUUCAAGUACUGAGCAGGUACCUCUAGAAACUGUUGCUAUACCUAUGGUUGAUAAUGGUACUGAAUUGAGUGAUUCUGUCAUGAAAGAUUCUUCUAUAAUAACUGAGGAAGGAAAAGCUGCUGAUCAGGAGAGCUGCAGAUUGAAACUCAUGAAUGAGCCUCCAUCUGAUCCGCGAGACAGUGGCGAAGGCUGUGUAAGUGAUGAAGAAAAGAUAACCUUAUCAGCUGAUAUGUUGGAGGAUGAUUCAUACGAUUCUGAUUUCGAUUCAGAUGACAAUCAUGCUGUAACUGUUGCUGUGGAUACUGAACAAUAUAUUGAAGAUGAUGAUUAUGAAGAUGGUGAGGUUCGAGAACCACUGGAGCCUUCCACAGCUGAUGACAUGAUAUGUGAGGUAAGAGAAGUAGAUCAUCCGGUCUGUAGUAAUUAUGAAAAUAAACAGAUGGAGAAAGGAGUGGUGAAUGGUGAUUGUUCCACUUCAUCUCAUGAUGUGGAAAAUGAAAAUAAGACUGUAGUCCCCGCUGAAAUAGAUAAUGGUGAAGAUGAUAUGGACAUUGAAAUGCACGAGAGGGCUGGUAAGGUCGUUGAUAAAAAUGUGUGCCUGCAAGAAUCAUUGGGUGAUGAAAAAUCUAACAUUGCCGCAGAUGGGAAGAGACCGGUUAAUUAUGUCUUGCAAAGGAAACCAGUAGAUCUUUCCGAAAGAAAAAAUGUCUCUAAAGCGCUGGAGACAGAAUCACUCUCCGACCAAGCCACUAAUGGAAGCCAUGGGGUAGAUGUUGUUCAGUGUCCAGAUGAAGUUGUCAAAACAACUGACAUGGUUAAACAAGCUGACUUAGAUUUGCCAAAGAUGGAACUAUCUGCAAAUACUGAUGAUGCAACCAAAGAUUUUAGUAAUGGCGGAAAUCAAGGGAGAAUCAUAGAUCUGUCCCGAGCUGCCAGUUCUUCAUCCCCUAGUAAAACCAGGCCCAUUUCAGGCAGGCCGUUGUCCUCACGAGCUGGAAGAGAUGUAUUGCCGGACACAUUUGAUGUCGACAAAUUACAGAGAGGAAGAGAUGAAGUUUACAUUGAUGGUCCUCACAAAUUUUCAAGAGAAAGACAUCAAGAUAUGUCUCCUAGAAAUUCUAGAAUGAAUUUUGUGCGAGGUAGAGGAAGAGUUAAUAGUCGGUUAGACACACUCCGUGGUGAUUGGGAAUCUGACCGUGAAUUUUCAGGUGAGUUUUAUAAUGGUCCAAAUCAGUUUCGUGGUCCCAGGCCUAAAUAUCCAUCUUCUAUUGCUGAUACUGAUCUGGAGUACAAUAAUGUUACACUUGAUGGCUCAUAUGUUGGUAAUGGUCGGUUAGGCCGAAAGCCCUUGAAUGAUGGCUCAUAUAUUGCACCAAGGAGACGGUCACCGGGAGGAAGAGAUGGCAUCCAAAUGGGUCAUAGAAAUCCAAGAACCAUUAGUCCAAAUAGAUGUAUUGGAGUUGAUGGUCCAGAGUUGGUUGGAAUGAGGCACGGUGAGAAAUUUAUGAGAGGUUUCCGUGAGGAUACUCUAGAUUCUAUGUUUCCACGCCCCCAACCAUUUGAGGGACUGGAUGGUCGUUUUCCAAGAGGGACUAGGAAUUUUUCUUCCAUUCAGAGAAGGGGUCUUCCUCGAAUUCGAUCAAAGUCCCCCAUCAGAUCCAGGAGUCGCUCACCUGGUCCAUGGUCAUCCCCAAGGAGAAGAUCACCAAGAAGAAGAUCACCAGACUGUUUUGGUGGACAUCCAGAAUUGACACACAGAAGAUCACCAUUAUACAGGGUGGACAGAAUGAGAUCCCCUGAUCGCCCUGUUUUCCCUGGGGAGAGAGUGGUGAGGAGGCAUGGCUCCCCUUCAUUUAUGUCACGACCUUCUAAUGAUAUAAGGGACAUUGAUUCUGCAAGGGACCAUGGCCAUCCAAGGUCUGUCAUUUCCACUAGGAGCCCAUCUGGUCGAAUUUUAAUCAGAAACAGGAGAUUUGAUGUUGUAGAUCCCCGAGACCGUGCUGAUAAUGAUGAUGAAUACUUUGGGGGGCCUAUGCAUUCUGGUAGGUUACUUGAGCUUAGUGGUGAAGGAAAUGGUGAGGAGAGGAGAAGGUUUGGUGAGAGACGAGGACCUGUACGUUCUUUCAGGCCUCCUUAUAAUGCUAAUGUUGGUGAGAAUUUUCACCUUAAUGCAGAAGAUGGACCCAGACAUUAUAGAUUCUGUCCUGAUGAUUCAGAUUUUCAUGAAAGAGGUAACAACUUGAGGGAAAGGGACAUUGACAGACGGAUGAAGGGCCGGCCAGGAAAUGGUCCACCUAGAAGAACAAGAAAUAUGGAUGAGCAGGAAGAGAAUUUCAGACAUGGGGGACAGGUUUGGAGUGAUGAAAGUUUUGAUGACAUUUCGCGAGUGAAGAGAAAAAGAUUUUGAUUUCUCCCCAAUCUAAUAUACAAUGAUAAAAGUUUCCUGCUGAAUGCUGAAGGAUGAUGGAAUUUAUGUUUGCAGCUUUUUACCUGAAGAAUUAGAUUAGAUCAUAUAAUAAUAGUCAUCUUUAAAUGGUCUUCCCUUAAUGCUUAGCUUUAGCUUAAGCCAAUUGAAAUGGCGGAAAUGAAGUAAUGGAUGUAAAAGCAUGAUUGUAGAGGAAGGAAUUAUGAAAUGAAGGUUGCUGAACAAAUAAAUUUUGUUGGGACUUCAGUAAGGGGGAUUGGGUCCGCGCCAAGAAAUUUAUCAUUUGUCUAAUAAGUUCAACCGAUAAAUAAAUGAGGGUGUGUUUGAAUGAAUACAGUGGAGCGAUGCUAUUGGUUCUCGAGUUUCCUGCUAACAACUGACUAUUCAACCAAUCGUCAUUAAUUUGAA